Molecule: messenger RNA, 2466 nt
Organism: Magnolia sinica
Lineage: Eukaryota; Viridiplantae; Streptophyta; Magnoliopsida; Magnoliales; Magnoliaceae
Product: beta-galactosidase 15-like
Exons: 19
Coding region: 1-2466 (821 amino acids)
Biological process (GO): carbohydrate metabolic process
Cellular component (GO): cell wall; vacuole
Molecular function (GO): beta-galactosidase activity; carbohydrate binding
Source: RefSeq, a predicted model, not a curated record
AUGGGGAUUUUUAAUGCUGUUUUUCUUUGUUUGUUUGUUUUAACAUCUGGGUUUCUAUCUCUAUCAUCAGCCAUCAAUGUUUCACAUGAUGGAAGAGCAGUGCUGAUCAACGGUCAGAGACGGAUUUUAAUAUCUGGUGCUAUUCAUUACCCACGUAGUACUGCAGAGAUGUGGCCUGAUUUGUUUCGAAAGGCUAAGGAGGGAGGUAUAGAUACGAUCGAGACGUAUGUUUUUUGGAAUAUCCAUGAGCCACGUCGUCGUGAGUAUGAUUUUAGCGGCAACCGGGACAUCAUUAGAUUUCUCAAGACAAUACAGGAUGCUGGUUUGUAUGCAAUUCUUCGAAUUGGACCAUAUGUAUGUGCUGAAUGGAAUUAUGGUGGUUUUCCUGUUUGGCUGCACAAUAUGCCUGGAAUUGAGUUGAGAACAGAUAAUGAAGUAUUCAAGAAUGAGAUGCAGAAUUUUACAACUCUAAUAGUUAAUAUGAUCAAGCAAGAGAAGCUCUUUGCUUCACAAGGUGGUCCAAUAAUCCUUGCUCAGAUUGAAAAUGAAUAUGGUAAUGUCAUUGGUUCAUAUGGAGCAAAAGGAAGAAACUACCUUCAAUGGUGUGCAAAGAUGGCCACAUCUCUCAAUAUUGACAUUCCAUGGAUUAUGUGUCAGGAAAAAGAUGCGCCGCAGCCGAUGAUCAAUACAUGUAAUGGAUAUUUCUGUGAUGGCUUUUCGCCAAACAACCCUAAUAGUCCUAAGAUUUGGACUGAGAAUUGGAUUGGCUGGUAUAAAUCAUGGGGUGAGAGGGACCCUCACAGGAGAGCAGAGGAUGUAGCCUUUGCAGUUGCACGAUUCUAUCAAAAGGGAGGUACUCUACAAAAUUAUUACAUGUAUCAUGGAGGUACCAAUUUUGGGCGCACAACAGGUGGUCCAUAUAUUGCGACGUCUUAUGAUUACGAUGGUUUCCUCGAUGAAUAUGGUAAUAUUAAUCAACCUAAGUGGGGUCAUCUCAAGCGUCUUCAUUCUAUCAUUAAAUCAAUGGAAACAGUUCUCACAUAUGGCGAUGUAACUCCCAUCGAUUUUGGUAACGGAGUUGAGGCAACCAUUUACGCAACUAAUGAGACGUCAGCAUGCUUUUUAAGCAAUCGCAAUGAAAUGAGUGAUGAGACUAUCUACUUCCAGAAAAAUAAUUAUUUCUUGCCUAGGUGGUCUGUUAGUAUUCUGCCUGAUUGCAAGCAAGUCGCCUACAACACUGCAAUUGUGAACACUCAAACUUCUAUAAUAGAAAAGAUGCCGAAUAAGGCGGAAGAAGAACCUGAGCAGCUAAACUGGGCAUGGCGUCCUGAGUACAUCAAAGAUACUCUUAGUGGUAAGGGUUCAUUCAAAGCAGACCAUCUUCUUGAACAGAAAUUGGCAUCAUCUGAUGCAAGUGACUAUCUAUGGUAUAUGACCAGUGUGCGCAUUAGCAAACAUGAUCCCUUCUAUAGCAAACACAUGACGCUACGUAUAAAGACAGAAGGUCAUGGUCUUUACAUCUAUUUCAAUGGCGAGCUUGUAGGAUCGCAAUACGCCACAACUGGAAAAUAUAGUUUUGAGCUUGAUGUUCCAGUCACAGUGAAAUCCGGAAAGAAUUACAUUACCCUUCUCAGUGUUACAGUUGGAUUAGCGAAUUAUGGUGCGUACUUUGAUAUAAUUCCAGUUGGGAUUACCGGACCCGUACAACUCAUUGGCAAUGGAAGUGUUGUUAGAGACUUGUCUUAUAACCAGUGGACCUAUGAGGUGGGAUUGAAUGGUGAGGAUAAAAAGAUUUAUGAUAAUAAAUAUGCACAACAACUUAAAUGGUAUUCGGAUGAAAUUAUUAUUAAGAGACCCAUGACUUGGUACAAGACAACAUUCAAAGCUCCUUUAGGACUAGAGCCAGUGGUAGUGGAUUUGCAAGGCUUAGGAAAGGGUGAAGCAUGGGUUAAUGGUCACAGCAUCGGUCGAUAUUGGCCCACUGUCAUAGCUCCAUCAGAUGGUUGUGAGGAAUGUGAUUACCCACAUUUCAGCAAAACAAGAUGUGCAACUAAUUGUGGUGAACCUACUCAAAGAUGGUACCAUGUUCCCCGAUCAUUCCUCCACACAGACAAUAACACCUUGAUCUUGUUUGAGGAAGCAGGCGGCAAUCCAACAUUAGUUAAUUUUCAGACCGUCACCGCUGGAACUAUCUGUGCUAAUGUUAAUGAGGGGACUACUUUGGAAUUGUCAUGUCAGGGUGGCCAUUUCAUCUCUGAUAUUCAAUUUGCUAGCUUCGGGGACCCUGUAGGCACUUGCGGGUUCUUUGAAAAAGGCACAUGUGAGGCUGACCAUGCCUUUUUGGUAGUGCAAAAGGCUUGUGUGGGACGGAAAAGUUGUUCAAUCGAUGUCUCGGAGGCGACAUUAGGGCUUAGCAAUUGUGACAACAACAUUAACAAGAGGCUCGCUGUGCAGGCCGUCUGUUAA